CCUCUGGCCGGAAGUGUGCGGGGCAGUGGGAGGCGCCGCGUCCUGAGCUGAGAGGAAAGCGAGGUCGGAAGUGCGAACGGCGAGGGAGAGGAGCGAGGCGUGUGCAGUGUUCAUGCAAAGGGGAUUGGACUCGGAAACCAAGAAACAGCUCGAAGAGGAAGAGAAGAAAAUCAUUAGUGAAGAACACUGGUACUUGGAUUUGCCAGAGCUGAAAGAGAAAGAGAGUUUGAUAAUAGAAGAGCAGAGUUUCUUGUUGUGUGAAGAUCUUCUCUAUGGAAGAAUGUCAUUCAGAGGAUUUAAUCCUGAGGUUGAGAAAUUAAUGCUUCAGAUGAAUGGUAAGAAGAAAGCAGAGGAGGUUGAAGAGGAAACAGUGGAGCUUGAUGUGUCGGAUGAAGAAAUGGCUAGAAGAUAUGAGACUUUGGUGGGGACAAUUGGAAAAAAGUUUGCCAAGAAGAGAGACCGUGCCAAUUAUGAAGAAGAUGAGAAUGGAGACAUGCAGCCCAUCAAAGCAAAGAAGAUGUUCCUAAAGCCCCGAGAUUGAAGUGGACACCCCCGGUUACAGCGCAGGGAGCAGCUCGUGUUGGAGCUCAUCCUGGUGGCAUCUCUGACGUGGUUAAUACUGUGGUGUUUAUUCAUGAAGAGAUAAGUCCAGGUUUUGAAAACAUGCUGUUUUUAGAACAGAUGUGUGGUGGAUGUUAUACAUCCUUUGCUUGGUGGUGGUCUUCAGGAGUGGGUCCCCAGCCCUCAACCUCGCAGUGUCCAUAGGUACAAGCUUGCUUCCUAGAGGUUUUUUUUAACCUCCAAUUUUUUAUCAUGCAGCUCUCUAGUCACUGACCUUGAACUGAUUUCAUAGGAAUUACUGGCCGUGUUUACAUUUUACUUUCUGUUAUUAAUCAAGUCAAGCCAGUUCAUAUAUACAUUUUGGAAUCAGCUUAUUAUCUGUAAAUUCAUCCAAAACAAACACACUGCUCCGUCCUGAGAAAUUUGCAUAUGCCAGGUCAUUGUCAGUUUAUGGUAUAAAGGUUUUUUGUUUAAAGAAUUUAAUUGUGAAAAUUGUUGCAUAAUAAA
Lepus europaeus (European hare) is the source of this 1068-nucleotide messenger RNA. It is a transcript of the gene MPHOSPH6, whose product is annotated as M-phase phosphoprotein 6. Gene Ontology annotation, biological process: maturation of 5.8S rRNA. The transcript is spliced from 5 exons. The record is from RefSeq and is a predicted model, not a curated record. The coding region runs from base 113 to 541 and encodes 142 amino acids. NCBI's taxonomy places the organism in Eukaryota, Metazoa, Chordata, Mammalia, Lagomorpha, Leporidae.